AACGAUCAAACUCACACGCAGUUCCACCACCAUCGCAGAAACUACCCCCUACUUCCCUCCAUAACACAGGUCAAACCCUCAAAUGCUACCACCCACCCCCAACCCCACCACCCCCCACGCCCCCCCAAAAAAUUUCUAACCAUCCCUUCUCUCCCCAUUUCCACUGCCCCCGCCGGCGGCGCCGCCACCACCACCGUCGCCUUGCAGUUCUCCAUAAGCCCAUAGCCCUCCAAUGUCCAUCCUUCACUCCGUCACCGUAAUUAUCUUCGUGCUAUGCUUCGGCCUCUCUUCUCUCUCCCCCUUCACCCGCUCCCAACACGACGCCGCUCCUUGCCCCCUCAACUUCGACGUCCUCCGCGGCCUCGCCCAAGGGUGGCGCCGGCCCACCCUCGACGCCGCCACCGAGUGCCAGUUCAUCCGCCAGGGCCUCCGCCUCGUCCAGUCCGAGUACCUCCGGUCUACUGGCCUCUUCCUCCCUCCCCUUAACUCGUCCGAGGCAUGCUGGGACUCGUAUCAGUCCCUGGUCGACGAGUUCGUCCCCAACUUCGACAUCAGAUCCGCCUGCGGCUUCCAAACCUCUUGGAUUUCACAAGGGUGCAUGAACAUCACGACUCGAUCGCGUUUCGAAGACAUCGUUGCCAAAUCGUCGUUGGUUGACGUCGCCGGUGCGUGUAACCAGUCGCUCGAUAACAGUUCUCCCUGCGCGUUUUGCACCACCAGGCUGUCCAACCUCCAGGCCUCCUAUCUUACCGGCCCCUCCGUCGGAAACGUCUCCGAUUGCACGGCGUACACGUCUAUCUACGCCGCCGCGUUCGCGAACCAGUUCGGUCCUACCAACAAAGGCACCGCCAAAUGCCUGUUUCAGCUCGAUUUUAGGUCGGGAGGUUCCGGCGGGAAGGGCGGCAAGGUUGUGAUUUCGGCUGUCGUUUGCGGUGUCGGCUUGGUGGUGGGUUCCGCUGGGUUUUGGUAUUUUCGGCGGCGAAGGAACCGUAGGAGUAAGAAGACAAAGAGCGGUCAAAUUGGGACUGGUUUGGCUUUUGGGUUGGAUUCAAUUCGUGGAAGUACCAGUUUGGUUAAGUUCACAUUUGAGGAAAUUAAGCAGGCAACUAGAAAUUUUUCCAGGGAGAACAUUAUCGGGAGGGGAGGAUACGGAAAUGUGUACAAGGGGGCUUUGAAAGACGGGUCUGCAGUAGCAAUGAAAAGGUUCAAGAACUGUUCGGCCGCCGGCGACGCCACUUUUGCUCACGAGGUGGAAGUCAUUGCAAGUGUUCGACAUGUGAAUCUCGUAGCGCUGAGAGGGUACUGUACUACUACCACUCCUCUAGAGGGUCACCAGAGGAUAAUUGUGUGUGAUCUGGUGAAGAAUGGGAGCCUCCAUGAUCAUCUUUUCGGGUUUACAGAGAAGAAGCUCAGUUGGCCUAUUCGACAGAACAUUGCGCUGGGGACAGCACGGGGAUUGGCCUACUUGCAUUAUGGGGCUCAACCCACCAUCAUUCACAGGGAUAUCAAGGCCAGCAAUAUCCUCUUAGAUGAGAAUUUUGAGCCCAAGGUUGCAGACUUUGGCCUUGCCAAGUUCGCGCCGGAGGGGAUGACACAUAUGAGUACUAGGGUGGCCGGGACAAUGGGCUAUGUUGCUCCAGAGUAUGCCUUGUAUGGUCAGUUAACGGAGAGGAGCGAUGUUUACAGCUUUGGUGUCGUGCUCCUCGAGCUUUUGAGUGGGAGGAAGGCACUCACAGUGGUAGGUGACAGCCAAACCACCCUUGUGAGUGACUGGGCUUGGUCACUGGCGAGGAAAGGGAGGGCUUUAGAUGUUGUUGAUGAGGGUAUGCCGGAUGUGGGCAGUCCAGAGAGUAUGGAGAAGUAUGUUCUGGUUGCCAUUUUGUGUUCUCAUCCUCAGUUGUAUGCUAGGCCAACAAUGGAUCAGGUGGUGAAGAUUUUGGAAACAGAUUUGCCAGUUCCUUCGAUCCCGGAACGCCCAAUUUCAAUUGUGUCAGAUAUGGAUGAUAUUGAGAGAUCUGUGAGCAGUAGUGGCUCGGGUCAGCUGACCAGCUCUUCUGGCUACCAGCCAUUUACAGUUGAAGGGAACCACCCUCCUUAUGAUGGGGGAUGCAGGGGAAGAGUCUAAUGAUGCAGUAGUACAUCUGCAAUUCACAUAGUUGGACAUGAGAGGAUGGUUUGAAUUCUCUAAUGUUGCCCGUUCUCACUAAUUGGUAUGUUCAUCUUGAUUCAUUUGUUGAUACCAGGCAGUAAAGAUACUAUUUGAGGUACCUUAAAUUGGAAAUCCCCACCACUCCAUGUAAAGAGAAAUAGGUAUCAUCCACGUCUCAGAAUUAGUUUUUUUGAAUGUGAUAGAAGGAUGUUUAUGAACUUUUGCUGUCAUCCAUGUUUCCUUGGAAGCAUAUAUUGUACAGGAUUUGCAUAAAAGAUAAAACUUUUUGUAUGAA
This is a messenger RNA of Malania oleifera, 2444 nucleotides long. Its product is annotated as probable LRR receptor-like serine/threonine-protein kinase RKF3. Gene Ontology annotation, molecular function: protein kinase activity; ATP binding. Gene Ontology annotation, biological process: protein phosphorylation. The transcript has a single exon. Lineage: Eukaryota; Viridiplantae; Streptophyta; Magnoliopsida; Santalales; Ximeniaceae. The record is from RefSeq and is a predicted model, not a curated record. Bases 233 to 2125 code for a protein of 630 amino acids.